CGCAGCAAAGUCAUCGCGCAGGCGCGCCGACGGAAGUCUCCCCCGCAGGAUCAUUUCGCGCCGCGACGCCGAGCGGCAGGCCUCAUCCGCGUCGGCGGCUGCUGGUCCAUGCGGCUUCAACGUCGUCGCGCGGGACGACGACGACGACGACGACGACGGCGACGACGACGGUCCGACGUGGACGCCGCGAGACGUCGGUGACGAGCACGCGCCCCAUUACGAUGACGAGAGUCAUCCGCCGCCAGGGUCUCGCGAGUUAAUCGAGCAGACUGUCGAUCAGGGAUCGCGAGCGAAUGCGACCGCCAACGCGCUGGUCCCGGAAGUGCCGGAAGAUGCUGCGGCAGACCACUCGCGGCUCGCGCGUCGCGACGCUCCAGACGACGAGGGCUCCACGUGAGCGCGGGUGUCAGCGGGGCCAGCCGCAGCUUGGUCGCGCUUUGGCGGCCGCGGAGCAGCGUCUGUGAAGCGUCUGGGAACCGUGAAAAGCCCUCUCACAAGGCGCGCUCGAUCGCCGACGCGCCGCGAUCAGGCAUUGCUCGGCCCAACAGGGAGCAGCAAGAGGAUUGCACUCGCGCUGAUCGCUCGCUGAUCGCGAUACGCGAUCACGCACGUCUGCCUCGCCGCACGCCACCCCGGGCCGGAUCUCUCUCCGCGCGCGGCAGAGAGCAGCGCUGAGAGCGUUUGUUCCGCGCGAGCUCUUCUCCGCUCGGCUAACUUUCACGAACUCAGAGCCGGGCGUUUCAGCGAGAAUCGUUCGUCUGUCUGUCUGUAAGGUGUUAAUCGUGGUGCAGUGUCGGAGCGUCUAGGUGGGAUCGGAGCCGGUUUUCACAGUGCGAGCGAGGAACAGGUUCUUCAAGGAGUUGCCAGAGUCGGAGGUGCCGUGUCCGACGCCUCGCGCUCUCGAGGAUCGCCGCGAGGACCUCGCCCGGCGGAAAUACUGUCGCCGUAAGCAAGUGUGCGCGGGUUACGACGGACGCGGGCGCUUUCGAUGCUUUCGAGUACGCGUCGUGGCCGUCGUGAGUGAGAGUAAAUCGAGGGGAAGAGGCGAGAAAGCGGCGAGAAAACGGUGACAGCGGCAAGGAUCGGUAGUGCAGCGAUCGAGCGAUCGAGGUGUUAAAAAUGCUGUGUCGCUGGCUCGCCGUGUUGGUACUCGCUGCUUUUCUGCUGGUUAUCGAAGCGAUCGCGGUCAGCCAAGGUACGUACACUCGCGAUCAGAGAGUCUUGAGCGGAAGUCUCGUCCACGGGAGUCGCAACGUCAGCGGCGCGCCGACUUUCGAAACGAACGUGCCGCGGAACGUCACCACUGCAGUCGGUCAGACCGCCUUUCUUCACUGCAGAGUUCAUCAGCUGGGCGACAAGGAGGUGUCCUGGAUGCGCAAGCGGGACAUGCAUAUCCUGAGCGCAGGCACUCUCAUGUACACGUCAGACCUGAGGUUCCUAGUGAUCCAUCCGGAGAAGUCGGAAAACUGGACGCUGCAGAUCAAGUCGCCGCAGGAGCGCGACUCCGGCGUGUACGAGUGUCAGGUCAGCACCGAGCCGAAGAUGUCGCUCAACUAUAGCCUCAACGUGGUCGAAGCGCGAGCCAGAAUAAUCGGCCCACCGGAUAUCUACGUGAAGACCGGGAGCCUGUUGACGCUAACGUGUCUCAUGUCACAAGGUCCACAUGAUCUGGGCACAGUCGCCUGGUACCGGGGCAAUCAGGCGGUGGUGACGUCACCGCGAUGGGAGAACGACAUCGACGCCGAGCCGCGCAUCACCGUCGAGACCGAAUGGAGCGACGCGCUCACAUCGAGAUUGAGGAUCACGCAUGCGAAGCCGAGUGACUCCGGAAACUACAGUUGCGUUCCUACGGUGGCGGAGAGAGCGAGCGUCAACGUGCACGUGAUCAAUGGUAAGUCCAUCAGAAAUGCCAUAACCGAUCCACGCGACGAGAUAAUUCGCGCACACGCGUAUCGAUCGCUUAUCAUAUCGAUGCUCCGGUCUUUAUUUAUCACAGUGCAUUAACCCUCUCACGCAUGACACA
Harpegnathos saltator (Jerdon's jumping ant) is the source of this 2023-nucleotide messenger RNA. RefSeq names its product defective proboscis extension response 1 (gene dpr1). The coding region runs from base 1120 to 2004 and encodes 294 amino acids. The transcript has 5 exons. The record is from RefSeq and is a predicted model, not a curated record. Lineage: Eukaryota; Metazoa; Arthropoda; Insecta; Hymenoptera; Formicidae. Gene Ontology annotation, cellular component: neuron projection membrane. Gene Ontology annotation, biological process: synapse organization.